Molecule: messenger RNA, 557 nt
Organism: Drosophila gunungcola (fruit fly)
Lineage: Eukaryota; Metazoa; Arthropoda; Insecta; Diptera; Drosophilidae
Product: cyclin-dependent kinase inhibitor 1C
Exons: 3
Coding region: 108-491 (127 amino acids)
Source: RefSeq, a predicted model, not a curated record
UUAUCUUUCGCUUCUGCACCGCGCCCAGGUUUUGGUAUAAAUACCACCAGGCGAUUGAGACCAAGACAUACUAGAAACGCCAACGUUCCAAGUAACACAUAUCCAAAAUGAAAUUCCUGGUUGUCGCCGUUGCCCUUUUGGCCGUUGCCCAUGCCGAUGUGUCCCACCUGUCGGGCUACAACUACGCUCCCGUGAGCAUCCCAGCUCCGGCUCCAGCUCCUCUGCCCGUGAAGGUGGCCCCGGCUCCAGUGCCCGUGAACACCUACAUUCCCCCUGCACCCGCACCAGCCCCCAUCCAGAUCGAGGUGCCCGCUCCAGCUCCCGCUCCCGCUCCAGUGGCCAUUCCCGCCCCCGUGAAGGUCGCCCCCGCUCCUGUCCUUGCCCCCGCUCCCGUCCUGGCCCCCCAGUCCGUUCUGGAGGAGAUCGAGCCCGUGUCCGCCGAUGGCUACCGCUACAAGACUGUCCGCCGUGUGGUCCGUCGCCGUUACUAGAGAGCUACUCUUUGGCUGAUCCCGUCAAGGGAAAAGUUAAUUAAAUAAAAUCAAAAUAGAAUCUAA